Molecule: messenger RNA, 522 nt
Organism: Salpingoeca rosetta
Lineage: Eukaryota; Choanoflagellata; Craspedida; Salpingoecidae
Exons: 5
Coding region: 1-522 (173 amino acids)
Biological process (GO): tRNA pseudouridine synthesis; mRNA pseudouridine synthesis
Cellular component (GO): nucleus
Molecular function (GO): RNA binding; pseudouridine synthase activity
Source: RefSeq, a predicted model, not a curated record
AUGGAGUGGAUUCGCAUUCAGGUCAAGGGCCAGAGCUUCAUGCUCCACCAAAUCAGGAAGAUGAUUGGGAUGGCUGUUGCUGUUGCGCGCGGCUUUGCUGUGAUGGAGGAUGUCUACAGCACCUUCAACCACGAAUCGGUUGACGUUCCUCGCAUCCCUGGCCUUGGUCUUUAUCUCGACUCGGUGUUCUUCGACUUUUACAACAAGAAGUUCCAGCAGUCGCACCCGCCGCUGUCGUGGGAGGAGUGGGACGAGGAGAUUGAGGCUUUCAAGGCUGAUCAGAUUGUGAGCGAGAUUCUUCGCCAGGAGAAGAAGCACGAGAUCAUCAAGCAGUGGCUGAGCAACCUCUACCACCACAAGUACGAGGCGCGCUGUCGCCACGCGGGCAACUCACCGCUGCCAGCACCGGCAACACAGGACGGUGACAACGACGAAGACGAAGACGAUGAUGAUGAUGAAAAUGGCGAUGGUGAUGAGCAGCGGGGAGAGCAGGAGGAAGGCACGUCGCGGGCAAGUGCAUGA